Amoebophrya sp. A25 is the source of this 405-nucleotide messenger RNA. NCBI's taxonomy places the organism in Eukaryota, Dinophyceae, Syndiniales, Amoebophryaceae. The record is from the annotation of a GenBank genome assembly.
AUUCAUACAGGAAAAGAAAGCACUAUCUUCCAAUGACAUCAAAGGAAGUACAACUUCUAGGUCAGCGCCAGAAGAUGGUGCAGGAGAAGUAAGUGCCGAAAGAGCAAAAGCAAUUCAAGAAGAUGAAGAGGAAGAGGAACACCAUCAACAAGAAGAUGAGUCGCGGCAGUCCUCGAGCAAGAAUGCACCCUCUUCAUCAGAGGACGGACCCGCAAACACUGCUCCUUCAUCAGCGUCCACCUCCGACGAAGCACAGCAAGCAACUACUACUCCCUGGUCCUCCCUCUUAGAAGAAACCCAUACUCGUCAAACUCAGACGUCUUCGAUGAGUACCGUUUCUCAUAGUACUCUUCGAAUCAAUAGCGACUUGGCGAAUCUGAACCUUGUCACUGAGCGGCUACGGGA